Coniosporium apollinis CBS 100218 is the source of this 423-nucleotide messenger RNA. RefSeq lists its product as uncharacterized. Bases 1 to 423 code for a protein of 140 amino acids. The record is from RefSeq and is a predicted model, not a curated record. The transcript is spliced from 2 exons. Gene Ontology annotation, cellular component: anaphase-promoting complex. Gene Ontology annotation, biological process: positive regulation of mitotic metaphase/anaphase transition. Lineage: Eukaryota; Fungi; Ascomycota; Dothideomycetes.
AUGUCCCGCGACUCCUCCCACACCCACCUCCACCUCCACCGCUCCCACCACGCCGACCUCCUCGAAGACUUCACACGCGCGCUCCCCACCUCCCCAAACACCACCAACCCCUCCCUGACCUCCCCCGCCGCCCUCAACACCUCCACCCCCCACGAACCGGGCGGCAACCUGCCCCCCGAACCCAUCUACGUCGCGCCGGAGCACGAGCCGCUGAACCCGGAGGACGAGGACGACGUGGUUCCGGACCAGCAUGCGGCGUUUGGGAUCACGAGAGCGACGCAGCGGAAGCGGGAGGCUGCGUGGAGGGAUCUGGGGCUUGAGGAGCUGGUGGGACGGGGGCCGGUCGAGGCGCCGAGGAUAGGGUUAGGGCAGUUGGGAGCUGCGGCGAGGGGAGGUGGUGGUGGGAGCGGGCUGCCGAGGUGA